Molecule: messenger RNA, 1233 nt
Organism: Hypoxylon fragiforme
Lineage: Eukaryota; Fungi; Ascomycota; Sordariomycetes; Xylariales; Hypoxylaceae
Exons: 2
Coding region: 1-1233 (410 amino acids)
Source: RefSeq, a predicted model, not a curated record
AUGGCAGAAGACAGAACAUCCGUCUCUACCCUUGCCCUCCUGGCAGAACAGGAUCCGCAGCAACUCCAGCAUCGUGCUAACAGCCUUCGCAGCUUGGAGUUUAUUGCCGACGAUUCCAUGUAUCAUGGUGUUUUCAAAGACAUCAAGUUUCCGACGCUGGAGCGCCUUGCACUCGAUGCAUCGAACCAGAACGAGGAACAUUUGUUAAAGCCCUAUCUCCAACCUGCUCUUAAAGCAUUCAUUUUCUACGGAGGACCGAUUUCUGAAAACUUUUUGGUGACACUUCAGGAAUCUUGUCCACAGCUUGAGGAGCUUCUCAUUGACAACGCACGCGGCAAAAUCACUCCAGAGGGGUUUCUUCACUUCCUCGAAGGCGCCACCUCCUUGAAGAGAAUAGCAAUCAUGUAUGGCAUGGAUCAGGUUGCUACUGAUGAGGUUUUCGUCGCUCUUGCCACCCGGCCUAGUCUGCAGUCGCUCCAAUUUCAGCAAACGAUAAAUGGUGAUCUCAUAUCCUUGGCCGAAAGUCAGCAGACCAAUCAGCAUGAUGAAGCGCAACUCUUUCCAUGUCUUGAUAAGCUCGUUUGCAGGGCAACCUUUGGCGGGCUUGUCCGCCUCCUACCUUACUUACGCCAAGUCACUCACUUAGAGGCUACCAUUAUGAGUGACGGCCAUACUUCUACCGGAUCGGAUACCUUGCUUGAAGCCAUACCCGCCUCCAGUCCCCAUCUGUGCAUUCUAAAGCUGGAAUACUCGGGGGUGAGGCCUGUGCCUAUCAGCCCCAGCGGGCUGGUCCAUCUCGCACAAGGGCUUCCGCACAUUCAGCAACUAGAAAUUUCAGGUCAAGUCCGAGCUCCCGAACUACAAGACCACCACAUGUCCAAGAUUGUGGAGGCUUUGCCUGACCUCAGAAAUCUGCAUCUUGCAUUCGAGUGCUCGUUGACGGAGGCCGCACUUAUCGAACUUGGCCAUGAGCGCGGGAGUAGUAUGACUGACUGCGAGCUCUGGGGAUCUUAUGCCUUGCGAAAUCUCCGAGGAAGCGAUGUAUCCUUUCCUGUGUUGCGGGAUCUUGUCUUAGGAAAAUUAGUGCCGCCUGCAUUCGGCGAUACUAAGAGCGAGGCCGCUUCGGCUGCUCGGGUGGUGAAAGGAUUGGCACCCAACCUCACCUCGUUUGACGUGGUGACUGGAGACGCUUUUGCUAGCUUGGUCGAUACGUGUUGGGCGGAUUUGAUUUAA